GCAGGCUAACGGACUGACUCCUGCAGGUGCCUGUGUCUGUAGCCAUGAUGUCACCACAGAUGCUGACCCCCCAGCAGAUGCAGCAAAUCCUGUCCCCCCAACAGCUGCAGGCCUUGCUCCAACAACAGCAAGCGCUUAUGCUCCAGCAGCUUCAGGAAUAUUACAAGAAGCAGCAAGAGCAGCUCCACUUACAGCUCCUCACCCAACAGCAGGCUGGGAAGCAGCAGCCCAAAGAGGCGCUGGGAAAUAAGCAGCUGGCCUUCCAGCAACAGCUCCUGCAAAUGCAACAGUUGCAGCAGCAGCACCUGCUCAACCUCCAGAGGCAGGGGCUGGUCAGCCUGCAGCCCAGCCAGGCCUCAGGGCCCCUGCAGACCCUUCCGCAAGCUGCUGUGUGCCCCACGGACCUGCCCCAGCUCUGGAAAGGCGAGGGGGCCCCUGGGCAGCCAGCCGAGGAUAGUGUCAAGCAGGAGGGGCUGGACCUCACUGGCACAGCCACCACCGCUACCUCGUUUGCCGUCCCCCCCAAAGUCUCACCACCCCUCUCCCACCACACCCUGCCCAAUGGACAGCCCACUGUGCUCACACCUCGGAGAGACAGCUCUUCCCAUGAGGAGGUACCCAGCUCCCACCCCCUCUAUGGACAUGGAGAAUGCAAGUGGCCAGGCUGCGAGACCCUGUGUGAAGACCUGGGCCAGUUUAUCAAACACCUCAACACUGAGCACGCCCUGGACGACAGAAGCACGGCCCAGUGCCGGGUGCAGAUGCAGGUGGUGCAACAGCUGGAGAUCCAGCUUGCCAAGGAGAGUGAGCGACUACAGGCCAUGAUGGCCCACCUGCACAUGCGGCCCUCAGAGCCCAAGCCCUUCAGCCAGCCAGUGACCGUCUCUGCAGCAGAUUCCUUCCCAGAUGGCCUGGUGCACCCCCCCACCUCUGCCGCUGCCCCUGUCACCCCACUCCGGCCGCCUGGCCUCAGCUCUGCCUCCCUGCAUGGUGGGGGCCCUGCCCGGCGAAGGAGCAAUGACAAGUUCUGCUCCCCUAUCUCCUCAGAGCUGGCCCAGAAUCACGAGUUCUAUAAGAACGCCGACGUCAGGCCCCCCUUCACCUACGCCUCCCUCAUCCGCCAGGCCAUUCUGGAAACCCCUGACAGACAGCUGACUCUGAAUGAGAUCUAUAACUGGUUCACCAGGAUGUUUGCCUAUUUCCGGAGAAACACUGCCACCUGGAAGAAUGCUGUGCGGCACAACCUCAGCCUGCACAAGUGCUUCGUGCGUGUGGAGAACGUCAAGGGUGCCGUGUGGACAGUGGAUGAGCGAGAAUAUCAGAAGCGCAGACCCCCAAAGAUGACAGGGAGCCCCACCCUAGUGAAGAACAUGAUCUCGGGCCUCAGUUACGGAGCACUUAAUGCCAGCUACCAGGCUGCCCUGGCAGAGAGCAGCUUCCCCCUCCUCAACAGCCCUGGCAUGCUGAACCCCGGCUCCACCAGCAGCCUCUUGCCCCUCAGCCAUGACGACGUGGGUGCCCCUGGGGAGCCACUGCCUAGCAAUGGCAGCAGCCCCCCACCUCGCCUCUCCCCACCCCAGUACAGCCAUCAGGUGCAGGUGAAGGAGGAGCCUGCCGAGGCAGAAGAAGACAGGCGGCCAGGGCCGCCCCUAGGCGUCCCCAACCCCAGCACCUCUGGGCCUGCAGAUGAUCGGGAGCUGGAGGAGGAGCUUCCGGGAGAGGAACUGUCCUAAGGGCCUGUAGGGGCUGGCAGGGGCGGGGUGAGACUCCGCCCUAGGGAACCCAGGCCCCACCCACCCCACUCCACAGCCCUGCCCACACCUCAAGGCACUUCCAGGACUCAGAUGUGGGGCUGGGCCUGCACCUCCCAUAGGACCUGAUUGACCGACGCUCAGGGGUAGGGACAGCCCUGCUCCCGAGGGGACACAGAACCCCUGGUCUGGCACCGGUAGAGGACCCAGACCCCUCCUCAGACCCUCCCCUACACCUGAUAACCGCCUCCCCCCAACCACCACCACCAGCAGCAGCAGGGCCCGCCCCCUCCACCACCAGCUCUCACCUACUGCGCCCCUCAGCGCCAUGGAGACCCGCAGGCGGGGCGAAGCCACCACCACCCCCCAAACCCUGGGCCCCUGGCACCUGGCUCUGGCGGUGUUUUUUUAUUUUUUGUUUUGUUUGGAGGGGACAGAAGUCGCCCCUCCUCCCCCCACCUCCAGCCUCUCAAUAUGUGCUCCUUCCCACCUUCUUUUCUGUACUGUGAAGAAAUAACUCAACCCCAACUCCUGCCCAUGUCCUGGCUUGGGGGUGGGGGCACUGAAGUUACAGACCGCCCCCCAAAAAAGCCCACCUGAACGGCUGAGCCCACCCAGAAGCCACAGUAGGGGUGGGACAGGCAGCCUGCACAGUGAAAGCUUGCACUGGACACAAGCUCCAGCCCCUCCCCUCACCUGAGCUGGGGCCUCACCCCCCAGCCCGGAGCACAGGAAGAGUCCCUGCCAGGUGGAAUUGGGAGAUGGGGCUAAAGUGGGGAGUGGGAGUGAGCUCCCUGGACGCUGGAGCAGGGGCCAGAGGUGGUAACGGGAAAAGGAAGGACCCACAACAGAAGCUGACCAGAGGGACAGGUGGGUAGGAGUAAUAUGGUGGCUGCUGUGACCCCACAGGUCACUCCAUUCUCAACCUACAGGUCCCCCCUCCCUUCCCCAGCACCCUUUCCCUGUGACCCCACCCCUACUCCCAGUUAAAGGAUGACCAAAGACCUUUCUUAUGCCGGAAGCAAAAACCAAAACUUUUUGUUGGCUUUUUCCUUUGUCGCCUCCCAAGCCUUCUGCUCAUCCCAUGCCCUGCCCCAGCCCCAGGCUGGAAGCCCUCCCUCCUCCACUUAAGUUAUUGUUUUAAACCAAAGUUUACAGUGUCUGUUGGUGGCUGAGACCCUCUCUCUCUCUCUCUACCCCUCCUUCACCUCACCCUGAGGCCCUAGGAGGCCCUGCUCCCCUCCCUCCACUCCUGCCCAGCCAGGGGGAAGGAAUGAGGGCACCAGGGAGGAGGUGACAGCAGUCAGCACCCCAGGGGGGUGUGCCCACCCAGGGCUGCUUCCAGGGGGCUCUCCAGUCCCCUCUGUAGGACCAAGUCCCCCUAUCUCGCUGGGAGUGUGGAUUCCAGCAAGGGAACUGGGGUGGGGGGAAGAUACCACAGUCCCCCUAUGGGGGACCCCAACUCAAGGCCAAGGCCUGGGUGUGUUGGAUGCUCUUGACACCCCAGACCAGGCCCCCUUUGCAGAGAAGACUCUUUGGACUCUUUCCCAAGAAACCCCCACAUACAUCCCUUUACAAGUCACCCCUCCCAAUAGGCAGGGGGCCCCUUUCCCCACUCCCCAUGUACUCCCCACCUGUGUUCAAGUUUGACCAGCACAGAAAUAUUAAACGUCCUCUAUUCACUGGGCCCGGCGUGUGUGACCGAAAGGGGGUGGGGGCAUGGUGAAGGGUGGUUAAAAGCAAAAGAAUGACUGGGGGACAGGGGACACCCCUUGAGGUGCGUGUGAGUGAGCACGCAUGUGAGCUUGUGUCGGGGACACUGGCCAGCCUCCAGAUCUUGCCAGGGGCAACCUCCAGCUCCUCCCUGCUUCUCCCACCCUGCUUCCUCUCAUCACAUUGGUUUCUUCUAGUAUUUUAUUUCAAACCAGAUCUUUACAUCAGCCUCCUGGUCUUUCUCCCAGGGGCACAGCUCUUCACACCAGUUCCUUCAUGGGUUUGAAAUCUAAGUUUCUGGCAGCCUGUUUUCAACAGGAAACAGACUGUUUCCUGGGGUGGAACAGAAGCCAGCUGAGGGGGCCCUCAUCUCAACCUUCAUACCAUGGCCAGCUGCCCUCGAGGAUCGCAACCCACCCUUCAUGGGGGCCACCUGGAUAGGUGUGUGCACGCGCAUACUCACAUGCACACACACCUACACAGGUGCACAGCCACAGCUCGGGGGCCAGUAAAGGAGUCACAUAAAUGCAUCCCAUGGUAGUCAGGGAAGGGAGGAGGAAGGGGCUCAAGCUGUUAAACCAAAGGUGGGUCCUGGCGUAUUGCACAGCCAACAGUGACUCUCAUUUCCACCCACCACCACCUCCCCACCAGCAGCCAUAGCUCAUUUCUUGCAUCCCAGGCACAUAACAUUUCUCUUCUUCCAGAACCUUCUAGAAGAGACAGCUAACAGGUACCCUAUGUAGUCCCAGAGCUAUGCAUUCUGACUCUGGAGGGAGUCUUGUGUGUGUGGAGGAAAGAAGGGAGUGUAUAUAAUUGUCCUUUCCACCAAGUUUUACCCAGCUGCUGUGGACCUGUGCAAACAAAUUGGAGGAGGGUUGGAAAGUGGGACAGGAAGAGGCUUAAGUGGGUCUUUGCUGACCGCUUUGUCUCAGGCCUGUCUUAUCUCGCUUCCUUAAAUUCUCUCUAUCACCCCCAUUCAUUACUUCUCCCCCUGCUCCUGCCCCAAGAGUCUGAGGGGACUUCCCUCUCCCUUCGUAGGAAAGGGAAUCUAGGGAGUGAUUGAUUAGGUCAGGCUAGGGGAGCUCAGCCCCCUCCUCCCUCCAGACAUUGUUACAGAUAAGAAGCACUACUGUGUAUUGUAACCUGUCCCUUUCCGCCCUCCUUGGAGGCUGCCAGCCCUGUACUUAGAACUAGCUGCAUGUACUCUGUGUGCACAACGGCAUUCUCUACAACGCAAUAAAACAAAUUACCCAUGA
Molecule: messenger RNA, 4720 nt
Organism: Erinaceus europaeus (western European hedgehog)
Lineage: Eukaryota; Metazoa; Chordata; Mammalia; Eulipotyphla; Erinaceidae
Gene: FOXP4
Product: forkhead box P4
Exons: 14
Coding region: 45-1733 (562 amino acids)
Biological process (GO): regulation of transcription by RNA polymerase II
Cellular component (GO): nucleus
Molecular function (GO): DNA-binding transcription repressor activity, RNA polymerase II-specific; RNA polymerase II cis-regulatory region sequence-specific DNA binding
Source: RefSeq, a predicted model, not a curated record